AUGUAUGGUGCCCUGGUUGCUGGCCUUGAUGCGGGGCUCACCUAUAAUUCCUGGCCUAAAAUGGCCGGAUCUUGGAUCCCCGAAGAUCUGAUUUUACCUCGCUACGGGUCCACUUUGAGAAAUCUGCUAGAAAAUCCUACAGCUGUUCAGUUCACGCAUCGAAUGCUAGCUUAUGGUACAGUAGGCAUGUCUACAGCCCUCUGGGCCAGUACGAUGCUAGCUGGUCUUGGGCAAACUGGCCUACGUGCCCGUUAUGCUGCCCAUGCGGUGCUUGCUUGUGCUGUCGGACAAACAGGCCUUGGAAUCAUUGCUCUUCUGAUGUACGUUCCAACUCAUGUGGCCACCGCACACCAGGCUGGUAGCCUAGUUUUGCUGUCUUCAAUUAUUUGGCUCUCUCACAUACUUCGUUCUGUUCCUAAAUAA
Molecule: messenger RNA, 423 nt
Organism: Protopolystoma xenopodis
Lineage: Eukaryota; Metazoa; Platyhelminthes; Monogenea; Polystomatidea; Polystomatidae
Source: the annotation of a GenBank genome assembly